Messenger RNA from Cryptococcus wingfieldii CBS 7118, 1263 nucleotides. RefSeq lists its product as hypothetical. Bases 1 to 1263 code for a protein of 420 amino acids. The record is from RefSeq and is a predicted model, not a curated record. The transcript has 2 exons. NCBI's taxonomy places the organism in Eukaryota, Fungi, Basidiomycota, Tremellomycetes, Tremellales, Cryptococcaceae.
AUGGCUCCAGCCCUCCCAUCCCCUGAUUCCUCGUCGUCAAAGCGGCUUGUGUCCGCUUCGGCAUUCAACUUCUCCCUGGGAUCCAAGUCCACCAAGAAACCACGCACUAGUGUAACGACGGGAGUACCCCGACCUACAGAUGGUCACAAUCUCCCGCGGUCGGAAGCCAAGGAGCCUGCGUUUUCGGAGGACGAUGGAAGUAGGAGCACCAAGUCGGUACUGGACAAGGGAAGUGAACGUUCUGAGUGGUCAUCUUCAGGGAGACGGGGGGUUUCCGAUCUAUCCUCAGCCAAGUCGCCAGCCAUUGAAUGGCCAGUACAAGACGGGAGGAAUAUGGCGGAUUUACGGACGUCUCCUGUUAACCUCGGAUCUUCCAGCUCCACAGCAUCUAUAAGACAGCCUCCCCGGUUCUUGUCGCCUUCCAUUCCACGGGGCAAUAGGCCUACCUUGGGCUCUUCGAGCCUCGUGCCCCUCAGCCUCCGAGCCCUGCCAGCCGCUCAGCCGUAUAACUCUAGAUCUGGUACAAAAGGCAAAGACUUUACGCCCGUCACGGCGCCCUUUGAACGGGUAAUCAAACGAGAACCUCUCGAAGACGAAAAGAAAAUGUCUCUGGUGAGACUAGGCGAAACGAGGCUGUCAGAUAAGAUGACGGAGGAUAUUAUUAUGAGGAAGAAGGUGGUGGUUGCAGAAGAAGAUGAAGGGGUGGGCGUCUCGCCAAGAGGGAAAAGGGUUACCAAUUGGCCUAGCGCUCGAGCCAUGCCAUCAUCGGUCCAGCUUGCCAACCUGCUAUCCUCUGCCAAAGCUUCACAAACUCUCUUCUACACCUCCCUUCAGAACGCUCUCUUCCCCGCUUCUCGCUUGGCGGGACGCAAACGACCCGAUGAUGAUUUCCAGUCGUCCCAUUUGACGGCUGGGCAAUACAUCCACCAAUCGGCUGCUACCAUUCUUUACCCGGUGGAAGCGAUUGGGCAGGUGCAUGGUACACUCUUCUUUUGGUGUGACAUUCAUCCACAAUUUUCACCCACCCAAGAGCGUCCAGAGCCUAAGCGUGUAUUGGCGGUGCUUCAGCCCUGGGCUUGGGACGGUCCAAGGCUUGGGGUCGACCCGCAGUUGAUGCGUUCAAGGAUGCUAGAGGGGACUGGAAAAAGGUGGUUGGUUGGUGUCUGGGCUGCGAACCCUAUCGACAUGACGAUGUCCGGCGACAUAUCAGGCAAGGCGCUCAUGGUUACGAGAUAUCUCAUAGCGGAACAGGAUGUCACAUAA